AUGAAGCAAAAUCAGUUCGUGUCCUCCUCAGCAAGGAAAGCACGUAAGACUCAUUUCAAUGCACCUUCACAUAUUAGGAGGAAGUUGAUGAGUGCUCCGUUAACCAAAGAUUUACGUAAUAAGCAUGGAAUCCGUUCCAUACCGAUCAGAAUGGAUGAUGAGGUCACUGUCACUAGAGGACAUUACAAAGGAAACGCUGGACGUGUAAUGCGUGUUUAUCGUAAGAAAUUUGUUAUCCAUAUUGAUAAAAUUACUCGUGAAAAGGCAAAUGGCUCUACGGUGCAUAUUGGGAUCCAUCCAUCAAAGGUAGCAUUGACAAAACUAAAGAUGGAUAAGGAUCGGCGAGCGAUGAUUGAAAGGAAAGCUGCCGGUCGAGCUCGUAUAACAGGCCUAUUGAAGGGUAAACACACUGAAGAGACCAUUGCGGAUGAGAAAAGCGUUUAA
Cercopithifilaria johnstoni is the source of this 444-nucleotide messenger RNA. The record is from the annotation of a GenBank genome assembly. NCBI's taxonomy places the organism in Eukaryota, Metazoa, Nematoda, Chromadorea, Rhabditida, Onchocercidae.